This is a messenger RNA of Juglans regia (Persian walnut), 768 nucleotides long. RefSeq lists its product as uncharacterized. Lineage: Eukaryota; Viridiplantae; Streptophyta; Magnoliopsida; Fagales; Juglandaceae. The transcript has a single exon. The record is from RefSeq and is a predicted model, not a curated record. The coding region runs from base 1 to 768 and encodes 255 amino acids.
AUGGCCAAGGUUAGAGCUCUUUUCAAUCCAAACAUGGUGGAGGCUAUACUUAGAUUGCAUCCAAGUCAUACUGGUGCUGCUGAUCAUUGGCUGUGGGAACAUGAGAAGUCAGGUUCUUUUUCUAUCAAAAGUGCUUACAGUUUCUUUAAAACUAUCUUGGAAUCAGAACAUGGGGAAUCCUCUAAUGGGGCCGUGAUGAAAAAAUUCUGGACUGCUCUAUGGAAGUUACAAGUUCCUCAUAAAGUUAAGGUUUUUGCAUGGAGGGCGUGUAAGGAUUGUUUACCAACAAAGGCAAACCUGAUCAAAAGAAAACUAGACAUUGAAGGCAAAUGUUGUUUUUGUCAACAUCCAUUAGAGGAUUUGAGGCAUGUGCUGAUAUUAUGCCCUUCCACCUAUGGUUUUUUAAGGAGUAGGUUUGCUGUUCUCCAAAUCAGCUCUUUUCUCACUACUGCAAUGGAUAUUUUAUUCAAGGGCAAUUUUAAGGAUCUGUCGGAUUUCUUCUUGAUGGUUUGGGCUUUUUGGUUCAGAAGGAACAAGAUGGUUCAUGAACAGAUUGCUUUACCACCUCAGCAGGUUAUUGGAUUUGCUUUUACAAAGAAAUUGCAUAGUGUUGUGGUUAGACAGCAGUUGGGGAACCAUAUUUCUAAAAACAUGGUGUACAUAUGGUCACCCCCUCCAGAAGACUCUCUUAAGCUAAACAUUGAUGGGGCUCUCUUUUUAUUUAAACAAAGCUGGUAUGGGCACGGUUUUGAGGAACCAUAUGGGUGA